This is a messenger RNA of Malaclemys terrapin pileata, 5567 nucleotides long. RefSeq names its product glutamyl-tRNA amidotransferase subunit B (gene GATB). The transcript has 13 exons. The record is from RefSeq and is a predicted model, not a curated record. Gene Ontology annotation, biological process: mitochondrial translation; glutaminyl-tRNAGln biosynthesis via transamidation. The coding region runs from base 4 to 1659 and encodes 551 amino acids. Gene Ontology annotation, molecular function: glutaminyl-tRNA synthase (glutamine-hydrolyzing) activity. Lineage: Eukaryota; Metazoa; Chordata; Testudines; Emydidae.
AAGAUGGCAGCCUCCAUACUGCGGCGCUCGCUUCUAAUUCCGCGCUGCAGAGCUGGGGAUGUCGCCGCCCUGCACAGUGGACCGAGCCGGAGAAGGGCGCAGGCCCCAGAGCCCAUCGCUUCUGGCCGGAGAGCGGGGAACUGUCCUGCGGGAGAGCGCGGUGUUGCUCCAUGGGUAGCAGUGGUAGGUCUGGAAAUUCAUGCACAGAUCAGUUCCAACUCAAAGCUUUUCUCUGGCUCCCAAGUCCAGUUUGCAGCACCACCUAAUUCUUUGGUAUCUUUCUUUGAUGCUUCUCUACCAGGGACCUUACCAGCUCUCAACAGGAGAUGUGUAGAAGCAGCAGUGAUGACAGGCCUUGCACUGAACUGCAGCAUAAACAAGAAGUCCUUGUUUGACAGAAAACACUAUUUCUAUGCAGAUCUGCCUGCUGGCUAUCAAAUCACUCAGCAGAGACUUCCUGUUGCUGUGAAUGGGAGUCUUUCAUACAGCCUCUGUGUAGGGGGAAAAAAGAACCAGAUGGUAACCAGGACUGUGAGGAUCAAGCAGAUCCAGUUGGAACAAGACAGCGGAAAGAGUCUUCAUGAUGACAUAAGGAGCCAGACUCUCAUUGAUUUGAACAGGGCUGGUGUUGGCCUCAUGGAGGUUGUCAUGGAGCCUGAUAUGAGCUCUGGGGAAGAGGCAGCUGCAGCAGUCAGAGAGCUUCAGCUUAUUCUUCAAACACUUGGGAGCAGCCAGGCAAUCAUGGCAGAGGGUCAACUGAGAGUGGAUGCCAAUGUAUCUGUGCAUCACCCCGGAGAAGCUUACGGAGUAAGGACUGAAGUGAAGAAUAUCAAUAGUGCACGAUUCCUGGCAAGAGCAAUAGACUAUGAAAUACAGAGGCAAAUCAAGGAACUUGAAAAUGGAGGAACUGUUAUGAAUGAAACCAGAGCCUUUGAUUACAAACUUGGGUGUACCAUACCAAUGAGAGAUAAAGAAGGAAAACAGGAUUAUCGGUUCAUGCCAGAGCCAAACCUCCCUCCACUGAUUCUGUACGAUACUAAAUCGUUGCCCGCUAAUAUGAACCAUCAGCAAGUGGUGAAUAUUGAUUGGAUUCGGGAGAGGCUUCCUGAUCUCCCCAGUGUGAGAAGAGUGAAGCUUGUUGAACAGUAUGGGAUUCUGCCUGAACACAGUUUCACCUUAUUGAAUGAAGACGGAUUAAUGGAGUUCUUUGAAAAUGUAGUGAGACAGACACAGAUGAAUCCAAAGAAAGUGAUUGGCUGGAUUCUAAAUGAUAUGCUUGGUUAUUUAAAACAAUACAACCUUAAAGUCAAGGAAAGUCCAGUCAGUUCUCUCUUCCUGGCUGACCUUCUAAAUCUUCUAGAGAGAGGAACAAUUUCUUCUUCAGCAGCCAACCAAGUGCUUGAGGAAUUGUGGAAGGGGGAGGGGAAGACCCCACUUCAAAUUGUUAAAGAAAAGAAACUUGGACUUAUCCAGGAUCAGCAAGAGCUUGAACAGAUCUGUCAGGCAGUGAUGGAAGGACAUCAGGAAGAGGUUAUGGAGAUAAAGAAGGGAAACCAAAAAGUUCUGAAUAAACUGAUUGGACUGGUUCAAAGAACAACAAGAGGGCGAGCAGAUCCUGUGCUGGUGAAACAAAUAUUAGAGAAGAGGCUGUCACAGUAACUUUCAGAGCAACUUGCACAGGUCCCUACAGAGGGAAUGACUAGACAUUCCCUGGACUUUGUACAAUUCAAUUCCAGCCUGAGCUAGAAAAAGAUACUGUGUAGUCUCAGCAUGGAACAGAAUUACUAUUCCCUUUUGGUGGUUAUUCAGGUAGUAUCUUGUUAUACAGUCUUCCUUGAAUACUUCACCCUCUGUCAGGACAAAAGAAAAGAUAUUCAGUGCAAAUGAAUAGCAGAAGCUAGUAUUGAGUGCUGUUCACUUUUCCUGUAGCUGGUUUUGCACACAUGAGAAAGGUAAGUGAUUCAAUAUGUUACUGUUUGUCUGAAUACUCUAGAACUUGUAUCAGAUGUAUGUUGUGAUUCACUAUUGCCAGGUAGCAAUGUUUUUCUGAAGGAAUAGAAAUUUACGCAUUUUAGAGUGAAAUGUAAUGAUGUGAACAGGUCACACCACCUACUCGCUCUGCCAAACACCCAGUGGCAGCUCAGCCACUGCUGGCCACUCCCCCCACCUGUUAGGAGGGGGAAGUAGUUCCUCAGUGCUCAGAGUAACAGCCGUGUUAGUCUGUAUCCGCAAAAAGAAGAACAGGAGUACUGAAGAAGUGGGCUGUAGUCCAUGAAAGCUUAUGCUCUAAUAAAUUUGUUAGUCUCUAAGGUGCCACAAGUACUCCUGUUCUUCUUUUUCCUCAGUGCUAUCACUCCUCCCUUGCCUCUGCCAGAGGGAGGGAAAGGAGAAGAGACUGCCCAGCUGCCUUUCCUUCCUUCAAGCGAUGAUCUAUCCUAAACCCAAUCUCCCCCCAGUGGCUAAAUAGGCCCCUAAAACUAACUAAGGCAGCUGAAGCCCAGGCAGUCCUGUGCAUUAUGGAAAAAUCCUGCUACUUCAAGAGCCUGUGGACUGUGGUUUCUGGAGUUCGGAAGCCUCUUUUGAUGCUGCUAAAUAAUCCCUUCUAAAAACCACAAUUAUCCUCAAGCUCAAAGAUACUUCUGAAGGGUGGAAUGCAUGCACAUACCAUACUAAGCUCUUAGGCACAGGUUUUUAAAGCUAUUUACAUGCUGCAGUGCUCAGUUUUGCAAUGCCUAACUGAUUUAGGCACUUAGCCUAAAUCCCAUUGACUGUCAAUGGGAUUUUGACUCCGAUGCCUAAAUCCUUUUUGAAAAUGAGAUUUGGGCUCUUAAAUACCUUUAAAAAUCCGGGCUUAAUUCAGCGAGGAUGUAGCCCAGGCCUCUUCUGUGGAAUCUAGCUAUCCUCUUCAAGUUAUGGAAUUGCUAGUUCAGCCCUGCUCCCUGGUACUUCAUUCUUUGAUUAUCAGUGCUACUGUCUGACAGGGAAACAUCUGAACAAACAAGCUCACAGUGUAAGCAGAAAAGAGGCAAAAUGCAGGAGUUUUCAAAUAUAUUUAUUGAAUAAAAUGUGUACCCAUUGUUCACAUAAAAAUAAGUUAGUUAAAAGGUUGUGCAGCCGACAAAAAGCAUUAACGUUAGGUUGCCUGUUUUGUCUGAAAACGAUAAGAUUUAUUCUGAAUUUUGCAAUGAAAGACGUUGACCUUUUAAAAAAAUGUGCAUUUAAACUGACAUUCAAACAAAGGCUUUACUAUCAUUUUGUCACAUCUGAGCAAAACCACCAUUUUAUCUUUUACUUAGUGGCACCUGUUUUGUUCCAUGACUUUGUUCAGAGUGCUAAAUUUCAAUCAAUUUUACAAAACACAUCCAGAUAAUAAAUGGUUAUGACACAAACCUCAAUAUACACUGAACUUUGAAUUUGUUAGAUUAAUGCUCUGCCCUUAACUCCUGCCAUUGUGGGAGGAAACAAAAGGCACAAGACUGAAUUAUGGACUGAGCAUCUGCAUAAAGUUUGAAUUUUAUGGAUCCAUGUGUUUUAAGCCUAUUCUUUACCUUUACAAACAAACAAACAAACCCUGCCUUUUCCAGAAGGCUUUUUCCUCUUGUAUUAAUGCUUUUUGUUGGGCAGCUUUGGAGUGGGAUGUGUGUUACACUUACCUCCUUACCUGAGAGAGAGAGAGAGAAGUAACUGCUCUAUACUUAAAAUAGAAGGAUCUCAGAUACCAUAGCAAGACUACUGUUGGUAAGUAUCUUUAAUGGUUACCUGUUUUCAAAGCCAUUUUGUUCUAGGCAAUUACAUAAUAGGGUAGAAAAUGGACAAGUUCUAUGAAUAUACAACAUUAGAUCUUCAAGUUUAAAAUAGCAAUUACUGUAACUCUCAACCUGCUUUCAACGUUACCAGCCACACAUACAAUUGAGACCAAGGAAGGCAGCACAUACAAUUAUCCACUUCUAGUUUAACAACUUCUAGUUUAACUCUUCCCUUGUAUUAGAAGCAGACAGAAGGACACAGGUUAAAAAUCUUCAACCAUAUUAUGACGAAGUAAAUAUUCACCCACGAAAGCUUAUGCUCCAAUACGUAUGUUAGUCUAUAAGGUGCUACAGGACUCUGUCGCUUUUUACAAAUUUAGACUAAGAUGGCUACCCCUCUGAUACUUGAAAUCAUAUUAUGGACUCCUCACUUGCUGAAUUUUUAAACCAACAUUUUUCAUAGGAACAAAAGCUAUUUUCAGGAUGUUUCUUGACUGACAAUCAAAAAGGCUAAGCUUUUUGAAUCAGAUCUUAAUGUGUAUGAAGUCCUUUGCACAUGCAUUAAGAUGCUGGCUAUCAUGUCUAAAGCAGUGUUAGCCGGGAUGGAGGGAAGCUUAAGCUUCAACAUGGCUGGCUACCAUGGCUGGAGGAUUCUCUGCUACUUGAAGUCUCUAAACCACAGGAUUUGGGGACUUCAUCAGCAGAGUCAAGGGAAAGGGGUUGGGACGGCUUUGUGGCCUGCAUCAUGCGGGAGGUCAGACUAGAUGAUCAUAAUGGUCCCUUCUGACCUUAGACUCAGACUUUGUUAUCCUGUUUGAGUGUUAAGUGCUUUUUGUUCACUUUCAGCUAACUUGAUUGAGCUAUCCUGCCUACACCCCAGCCUUUGUGCCCCUCUGAGCAGAACAUAAAACAUCCAGUUAAAAAUGGCCAGAAUGAUUCUCCUGGUCCCUACCAAAAAGCUCAGGGCGAAGUCUAAACUCCCCAAAAAUUUGUUCCCUCCAGAGAGACAACUCCGCUACAUGCUCAAGGAGUUAAACAACUAUCGGACAAAUACGAAACAUAGGAUGGGUGUUGUGGGGUGACGGUGCAGACUGUGCAGUGAGACUAUGGAGUGAGCAAUGUAGGGGGGCUGUCACAAGGCUUGUACAAAGGACACAAAAUAGGUCUUCCUUGAAUUAAGGCUCAAGUUCUGCCCUUAACUCAGGUGUCAGUUCGCUACUGAAGCCCUCAACUGAGCUGAUGUGCUCCAACUGUUAGGCAGGGUGAGUUACAGACAGUUUCAUCCAGAUCCUCAGUGUUAAUUUAGUACACAGCCUGUGAGAGAAUUUCCUUUGGCCCUUCAGCUUUCAGAGAGAAAUUUCACCAAUGUAUAAAAGUUGACGCCAUACACAGUCAUUACAAUCUCAUCCAAAUGGACAGAGAGGUAGUUAAACAUGUGGGCUCUUACCAGAUAGAAUGUAAAAGCUUUUGGCAGGGGGCAUUGAUUAUACGUGUGUAGCAGCAGUUAUCCUGCAUUUGGGGUUUGGAGGGAGAAACUGACAAAAUAUUAUUUUCUGGCAUUGUGGGAGUAAUGAGGAAAGACAACCUUUAGCUAUCAGCCCUGGCUGCAAAAUUUCACAGCAGAGUUUAAGUUGAUCCAUGUUAUAGAGGUGUCUGGUGGAAACUUUCAUUACAGGUUAGGCAUUCUACUUGUGAAGGUUAAUGUAAUUUGAACCCUUUCCCAGGACAUUAAGUAGUUGCUGUGAUAUUCUUGUGUAAUAAUCUUAUUUCUGUGCUGAGCAGCCCUUUGUAAUAUACAGACUUCCACAGUCACUAAGUGCA